This is a messenger RNA of Olea europaea var. sylvestris, 1188 nucleotides long. Its product is annotated as expansin-A8-like. The transcript is spliced from 3 exons. Lineage: Eukaryota; Viridiplantae; Streptophyta; Magnoliopsida; Lamiales; Oleaceae. Bases 68 to 826 code for a protein of 252 amino acids. The record is from RefSeq and is a predicted model, not a curated record. Gene Ontology annotation, biological process: plant-type cell wall organization. Gene Ontology annotation, cellular component: extracellular region.
UCAAUACUCCCAUUUUUUGUACUCAACUCUCUCUCUCUCUCUCAACUACAUUUUUUGUGUUUCAAGGAUGGCUUUCCCUGCAGUUUCCAUGGUUUCUCUUGUAUUUUUCUUUUUCAACUUUUGCCUUCAAGGAGUGUUUGGUGAUUACGGAGGAUGGCAGAGUGCUCAUGCUACCUUCUACGGCGGAGGCGAUGCGUCCGGCACAAUGGGUGGUGCUUGUGGGUAUGGCAACUUGUACGGCCAAGGUUAUGGUACAAACACUGCAGCACUAAGUACUGCUCUAUUCAACAAUGGGUUAACAUGUGGUGCGUGCUACGAGCUAACUUGCAAUAGUGACCCCAAAUGGUGCCUCUCGGGGACCAUAACAGUCACGGCAACAAAUUUUUGCCCUCCUAACCCAUCUCUGCCAAAUGACAAUGGUGGAUGGUGCAAUCCGCCCCGACAACACUUCGAUUUGGCCCAGCCGGCUUUCUUGCAAAUUGCACAAUAUCGUGCUGGAAUUGUGCCGGUUUCCUUCCGAAGGGUUCCCUGUGUAAAGAAGGGGGGAAUAAGGUUCACAAUAAACGGUCACUCCUACUUCAACCUUGUGUUAAUCACCAAUGUUGGUGGUGCCGGUGAUGUCCAUUCGGUGUCGAUUAAGGGUUCAAGAACAGGAUGGCAACAAAUGUCAAGAAACUGGGGCCAAAACUGGCAGAGCAAUACCUAUCUCAAUGGUCAAAGUCUCUCUUUUCAAGUCACUGCCAGUGAUGGAAGAACAAUUACUAGUAACAAUGUUGUCCCGGCUGGUUGGCAAUUCGGACAAACAUUCCAAGGAGGACAAUUUUAGUUAUAAUAUCAAUUGGAAAUUCUUAGAAAUAUUCUGAAAGGAUUUUUAAGAUUUAAGUUUGUUAUUAGUUAAAAAGGGUGUGCAGGUAUGAAAGAGGUUGUGGGAGCAAUAUGUCAUGCUCCGGACGUUUUAAGUCCGUGACAAAUGGCUCUAAUGCUGUGGUGGCUGGAUAGCACCCGCUUAAGCCUAUUUAUCAUAGUUAUCUUUGUUACUUUUUUUUUGGGGUUUUUCUUCUUAAAUAUAUAAUUCAAAUGGUGGUUAAGAUUAGAUGAAGCCACCUAAUUAUCGUAAAUAAGUUUGCAAGUAAAAACUUUAUCCGGUACAAAAGUGGAGUUUGAGGCUAUUUAUGUUCGAUGUAUUCA